AGCAGGCGCCCCUAGACCCCGCCCCUGAGUGCGCACGCGCGGCCCAAGCGGUUGCGGCCCCGCCAUCUUACGGAGGCGUAGCCGCUUCCGGGAGGAAAGGUGGGCGGCUCCCGCGCCAAAUACGAAUCCGACGCCGGGCCUCAGUGAUAAAGUGGGACGUCGCGGUGCCGUUGGCCGCGCAGUCUUUACAGCUGAUAGCCUCAUAUUGGCAAGGCGGAAUUCAGAACAAUGGGAGUGACUAAUCUAUGGCAGAUCUUGGAGCCUGUGAAAGAACAUGUUCAUCUGAGCAGUCUCAGUGGAAAAACCCUUGCUGUUGAUUUAAGUCUAUGGGUGUGUGAGGCACAGACUGUUAAAAAGAUGAUUGGAGUAGUCACCAAGCCUCAUCUUAGGAAUCUAUUUUUUCGAAUCUCUUCUUUAACCUCAAUGGAGAUCAAAUUGGUGUUUGUGAUGGAGGGGGAUGCCCCAAAGCUGAAAGCAGAAACAAUGAGUAAGAGGAAUGAGCUCCGCUAUGGGUCUUCAAAAAAACCUAGGGCUGCAAAAACAGGGAGAUCCUAUUUUAAAUCAGUUUUAAAAGAGUGCCUUGAAAUGUUGGAGUGUUUAGGAUUACCUUGGGUUCAAGCAGCUGGUGAAGCGGAGGCGAUGUGUGCUUACCUGAAUGCAAAUGGAUAUGUGGAUGGCUGCAUUACCAAUGAUGGAGAUGCUUUCUUGUAUGGAGCUCAAACAGUUUAUAGGAAUUUCACCAUGAAUGUAAAGGACCCACAUGUUGAUUGCUAUACGAUGUCCUCUAUUAAGGAGAAACUACGUUGUGACAGAGAGUCUCUGAUUGGGCUAGCAAUUCUUCUUGGUUGUGAUUAUCUUCCUAAGGGAGUGCCAGGAGUUGGAAAAGAACAAGCUUUAAAGUUAAUUGAGACUUUGCGAGGUCAAAGUUUACUGCAGAGGUUUGAUCAAUGGAAAGGACAGCUUCAAUGUGGUAAUUCAUCUGUUCUGACAGUUAACAAGAUGACUCAUUGUUCUGUGUGCCAUCAUCCAGGUUCUUGUAAGGACCAUGAGCUCAGUGGAUGUAAACUGUGUGGAAGUGUUAUGUACUGUGAACCACAUGACUAUCAAUACUGCUGCCCUUGUGAGUGGCAUUGUUCAGAGCGAGUGAAACAGACAAAUGCAGUGGAGGACAAUAUCAGAAAAAAAGCUAGAGAUUGUGAGGGCUUUCCAUUUUCUGAGGUUAUCGAAGAAUUUCUUGUAAACAAAAACAAACUCGUCAGGAUAAUGGAGUGCCAGAGGCCAAAUUUAUUGUCCUUUCAGAGACUUGCUUUUGAGAAGAUGGAAUGGACCAAACACUAUGCUUGCAAGAAACUGUUGUCACUGUUGACACGCUAUGACAUGAUCAAAAGAAAGUCUGGUCAGACAGAUACAGAGCAACUGCAGGCAAUACGGAUAGUCAGGACACGUGUUAAAAAUGGAAUUCCUUGUUUUGAAAUUGAAUGGCAAAAACCAGAGCAUUAUGUUACAGCAGAUGAUCAGCCCACAGAGUCCUUUGUGGUUACAGUAGAGGAAGAAGCUUUGUUUCAGGCUGCCUAUCCUGACAUCGUUGGCUUCUAUAAAAUGGAAAAGUUGGAAGUUUUGGAAAGGAAACAGAGAAGUAAGAAAAAUAAACCAAAAGAAAAAGAACGCUCAAAUAUCGAUGGUAAAGUUGCUGAUCUUCUGUCUCUGAUGAAUUUGCAGUCUACAUGUGAAAGCUUUCCUGAGCAGGAUUCCAAGUCAGAUUUUAAAACUCUUCCUGAUAAUCAAAUGCAGGAGAAAAGUAUCUCCAAAUCUAAUGAUUCCCUUUUAGCUGCAGAUUUUUCCCCUGUAAUUGUUCAGUUACAAAACCCAGUAUCUACCCUUCCUCUAACUGCUUCACCCAACACUCAAUAUCAGAGUGCUUUAGAUAACUCUUUUACUUCACCAGCACAGUUUACUCAACUCCCUGAGGCAUCAUCCUCUUAUGUUUCCUCUAUGAUAGCUGAUCUACAAUUGAGUGGCAUUGAUUGGGAAGGAACCUCGUUUAGCAUUUCACCAGCACAUGUUGAUUCUGCCUGUUCAGUGUCUGAGCUUGGUGCAUCUAAUAAUUGUAUAAGCCAACCAUGUACACUUCAGCACAAAACAAGGGAAAACACAGAAUAUUCUGGUGCUACACAAUCUGAUGAAGAUUCUUGCAUCAGUGCAGAGUAUUUGGUUUCAACCCCUACUGAUCUGGUAGGACAGCUUCAGAAGUUGCCUUUAAGAGAACGAAUAUUUCUGAAGACGUCUGUGCAGAAAGAUACUGCACUGUCUCUAAACAUUGUGCAACCGAAACCUUUACAAUUGUUGAAACAAAUUAAAGAAACAUCAAUUCCUGAGACUAUUUCCACUUAUCCUUCAAUUCAAUUGCGUGACACCACAAAGGAAAUCAAAAUGUUAUCAGAAAAAUAUUUGAAGAUCUCUGGUGUACAAAAUUACCAGGAACAGUACAAAAAACCUGGAAACUUGGUACAAAUGGAGCAAAAACACCCCAAACAAAGCUGUUUGAAGUCUGUGGGUUUGAGCAGUCAAGCAACAAAGCCUUUGAACUCCAAAAGUGAAUCACUGAAGUUAGCAAAGGCCACAGAUAACUGUCACAUUAGAAAAUUCUGUACUGAAGCUACUUGGAAAACUUUCAUUAAAAAGAGUGUGUGCCAUGACAGACAUUCUUCUAGUGAGGACAGUGAUGAUGGGAAUAUGACGGAUAAAAAUCAGACUUACAGAAUUAAACAGCAGAGACAACCGAAUCCAGCUCAGAUGAAGGAAAACACCACCAAGGAGAGGGGUAACAGAGGAUCAAAUCUUUCAACUAAAUGGAGAGAGAGAGAGGCAAAUUUAAAAAUAACUAGCACUAAUUUGUCAAUGGAAGUAUCUCCAAAACCUGCCUCGGUAGUGGAAGCUAACAGUUUCCCAAGCCCAAUACUAUCAUUUAAAAGAUUAGACUCCUGUUCUUCUCUUCAGCAAAGCAAAAAUGAUGACUGUGAUGUAUGGGUAGAUAGUCCCCUGCCUCUGUCUGAAAGGCUCAAACUAAGACUCAAAAGCAAUUAGUACUUCAUUAAAAAUACAUUACAUUAAACAGUUAACUUGGUGUCUAAAACUCCUACAUAGGUCCUUUCCUCAUAUUCAUAGCAUUGGUGUAUGCAAGUUCAAGAGACGCUGUAUUGCUAAGUUGACAUAGUCGUAAUUAAUAGAAAGCAUUGUGAAGUCCUGCUUACUUGGUACUGAAGUUUGAAAUGUAAACAUUGUCAAAAUUGUGCAGUCUCUGGAGUACAACUGACAUGCCGUGAAAUCCGUUUGACUGUAUAGUGUUUUCUUGCCUUAAGCACCAUAGCCAUGGACAUAAUAUACAACAUUGCUAUUUUAUUCCAAAGGAGGUAAGGUUUAUGUAAUGAAGCAUUAGCCUUUCAGCUUGUAAAGGUAGACUCAUAAUAUAGUUACAAUGUGCUAUGCUGCUAUCAGGUGUUCUCAGCAAGACAAACUGAUACAGCUUUUGUGUAACGGAAAUUCCCCAUUGUGCUCCACUCUCUUGAUGGGGUGUUAACUUUAAAACAGGCUUACAAAUACUUGUUUACUUGUUUAUUUUUUAAAUAAAUGAACAGAUAAAUUCAGCAGUUGAGCUUGUCCAGUGUAGCUGAAUUUGUCUGACAUGUCCUAUAAUGAACUGUUAGAACAGACGCCUAGUCCAGAAAAGGAUUAAUAACCACUUGAAUCAGUGCCAGCUGAGUGGACUCAAAGUGAGUAUUUUAGGUGCAUUCUAGUUCUGUAAUUGCUAUCUCUACAUUUUUAUUUAAAUGUAAUUGUAUUAAAUUAAUGUUUGUAGCUGGUGGCAUUUUUUUGCUACAGAACAAGAAUGAAAUCUCUGCAAGUUUUGACUUGCCUUUAGGUAAUAGCAGAGAAGAGGUUAAAUUAUAGGAAACCUAAAAUUAAAUUUGCUAUUGCAACUUCAUUUACCAGCAUCACAUUUUAAAUCAUUGUUUGUAAAAGGAGCCUUGAAAUUAGACUUAAAACAAAAAAGUAACACAAUAGAUCCCACCCAUUAAUGCAGAGAUACAGUUCACUGGGACUACAUAUCCCAAACUACAUUCUAUUUCCCACAGAUCACCACUGAGUUCCCCAUUGGCUAUAGGUCAGGGGUUCUGAAACUGGAGGUGGUGACCCCUCAGGGAGUCAUCAGAUGGUUAUGUGGGGGUCACGAGCUGUCAGCCCAUGGGUGGGCCUGGCAAUGGAUGGGGCUGAUAGGCCUCAGCCCCUGUUAUUUUAAAUUAUUAAAUUAACACACACACACACACACACAUUUUUAAUUUCUGGGAGGGGGGGGGGAUCAUAGAGGCUUGCAGUGUGAAGGGGAUCACAAUACUAAAUGUUUGAGAAUCGCUGCGGUAGGUGAAAUUAUGCAUGACUUCAUCAUAGCUAGCAGCCAAUGAAGAAGACUUUUUGAUCAAAAAGCAAUAAUGUCAGGUUUACAGAAUUUGUAGAAAUUAGAGAAAAGGAGAACCGAUGAUCUCAACUAAUCAAUCCCCUUCCCUCUUGCAGGAUAGUUCUCUUCAGUAUGUUUCCCAGGAAAGGAGAGAAAUGGCUCCUUUACAGUAACUUUCCGUGAGUAGUUCUUCUGUAAAAUGGGGGAAAUAGUAUUUUCUUACCUCACAGGUGUUUGUGAAGGUAAAAUUAUUUAAGUAGUAUGAGGUGUUUAGAUACUACAGUAAUAAGUACAUAAAAUAGAGCAGAAAAGAGAAACAUUUCAAUAGAAAACUCAAGAUCCUUACCUUUUUAGGAGGGUCAAGCCUUUUUGGUCCAGCCAGGUGGCAAGAGAGAUUGAUUAAAACUACUUCUGAAAAUAAUAGCAUUUAUUCUCAUUACAUAAAGGAAUGAAGCAAUAGAAUCAUUAGUAUACAUAUGAAAAGGUGAUCAUGAAAUGCUUCAUGAGUUUUAUUAUGUAGUUACUAGAAAAUGUGAGUAGGGAUCAGUGGUUGACUAGAUCAGGACUACUACAUUUUGAGAGACGAAUGCUGUAAGUAACUUACAGAAUUGUCUGUGUGGUUGUCUGUCUUCUUUUUACAUGGUUAUGAUUUUAUCUUUUGAAGGUAUUGUUUCUAAAACUGCGCAUUGAUUUUGGAGACUGAAUGUUGGAAGAUGAUGUCUGUCUAUGUAGAUUGUAAUGGAUUUUUUACCUUUAGUCCUUUUGGUAUGAUGUCCAUCUGCUUGCAUUCAUCUUCCUUUCCAAAUGCAAGCAGAUGGACAUCAUACCAAAAGGACUAAAGGUAAAAAAUGUUGGAAGAAGAACUGUACUUUCUUUACCUAGGAAAAACAAGAAAGAUGCAGCUCCUACUCUUUUGCUUUGAUGGAAUAAGAUUUGGAAUUUUUAAGCAUUUAAAACAAGUGUCCUCUCCAUUUUGUGACAAUUUUCCUAUUUUUCCCUUUUGGAAUAUGGGGCCUGAUGAUUAUUAGACAUUAGAAGUGUUCUCCAAGGAUGUUCCACUGUAGUCAUGAAUUUUGCUUGGCCUAUGUAACUGCAUAGAUGGAUGAUAUCUUGUAAGUAUUUUGUCAGGAUUCUGAUUUGAACCCACUCUUCCUUGGAUGAUGGAGGUCAGAUAUGUAAAGUAUAUCUAUUAAAGAUUCCGGCACUGCAGAGAAUCAGUGUAUUCUUGGAAUCCCUGUAAGAGCCACAUUCAGUCCCACAGCUCAGGUCCAGGUAUGUGCAAAAGACAGGAAAUAUAUAAUUUCUAAUGCCUGAUUCAUCUCUACCUUUCAUGAGCUUUACACCUGUGUAACUCCAUUAUCAGGAGCAACUUUGGUGAAGACAUACACCAGUGGGAGAGAAAAAUAGUCCUAUGAUAGUUCAGCUCAUCCUUGCAUUGAGUUGGUACAGACCAUAUAGCCUUGUGCUGUUGAAUCUGUUAAGUAAAGCCUGAGACAUCUUUCCAAUGAAGAAACUCACCUACGUUAGAAAUGUUACUUUUCUGUUUUGUCAUCUUUCAUUAAAUAUGCUGAAUCUAAUUAGGAGACUGUUAGGCCAGUAAACCUUAUGUCCUAUACUGAAUAACGAUUGUGGUAGUGCUAGACUUCUAAAUGGACAUCUAGACAUACAAUACUAUGUAAGAACAUUUUCCAUCUAAUUGUACCAUUUGUAUUGAAGACCAAAAUACGUGUUUACCUUUAUUAUGCUUGUUAUAUCUGAAUUUUGUUCAAAAAGUUCUUUACUUACAAAGUGUUGUGGCUAAAAGUAAUUAAGUGUUUGAAAAUGUAAUUAAUUAUAUAUUGAAAAAUAU
Molecule: messenger RNA, 6302 nt
Organism: Trachemys scripta elegans
Lineage: Eukaryota; Metazoa; Chordata; Testudines; Emydidae
Gene: GEN1
Product: GEN1 Holliday junction 5' flap endonuclease
Exons: 14
Coding region: 229-3084 (951 amino acids)
Molecular function (GO): 5'-flap endonuclease activity; four-way junction DNA binding
Source: RefSeq, a predicted model, not a curated record